This is a messenger RNA of Indicator indicator, 5878 nucleotides long. It is a transcript of the gene ALPK2, whose product is annotated as alpha kinase 2. The transcript is spliced from 10 exons. Gene Ontology annotation, biological process: protein phosphorylation. The record is from RefSeq and is a predicted model, not a curated record. Gene Ontology annotation, molecular function: ATP binding; protein serine/threonine kinase activity. Lineage: Eukaryota; Metazoa; Chordata; Aves; Piciformes; Indicatoridae. Bases 1 to 5583 code for a protein of 1860 amino acids.
AUGAGGGAGGCUUCGGGGCAAACCAAGCAGCACCAGAACCAUUUGGCAUCAGGCAGGAGUUACCCCUGUGGGGGUGAGCCUGUGCUGAUUUCACCAGAUUCUGGCUCAUCACAAAUCAACCGUUCACUGCUUCAGAAGUCCAGAGAAGCAGAAGUAUUGUUUGAGAGAUCUCACAGACACUUGCCUGACACAGGAGACAGCAUGGAUAUAAAGAACGUGUUUAAAGCCCAAGAAGAUGCUUGCUGCCCAAGGGGUCCGUGGGAGCAGGGUGGUAAGCUGGUGAAUUUGAACAGCAUGGCCAGCACAGCUGCUGGAGCCACAGGGAAAUGCUGCGCUGGACAGGCACGUUGCCACCCCACAGAGGGAAGCACUUGUCACACAGACAACCUUUGUCUGAGCAGGGAGGGCUCUGGAUCUGGCCAGUGUCUGGCAGAUGUCCAGGUGUGUAAAGAGACUGGGCUUAUUAGCCCUCUAACCAUGAAUGCCUUGCUGAGUGAGGAGGCAGAUGCUCCCCUAGUAAAUCACCAUGAUUUGGUGAAAGAUAAUGCUGAAAAUUCUAUCCCUGUUCUGGAGAUUUACACAGAGCAGAUCCCAAGUGUUAGGGGUGACUUUGAUGAUGAUGAUGAUGAUGACCUCGAGUAUUUUGAAUGUUCAGAUGUGCUGACAGCACACGAGAAUGAAAUCUGGAACAAGAAGUUAGAAUUUUUAUUAGACAGUGAUGACGAAGAUGAUUUAAAACUGAGUAAGGAUUGUGAUGGGUGUGCUUACUUCCUUGAUGAAAUGCCUUGUCUGUUCCAAGUGUCAGAUAACACUACGCCUAUGGAUACCACCAUUGGCUUCUGUGGGCAUCACUCAAAAUUCGAAGGAGUAAAUGUAAGGAGAGACCCCUCUGUGUACAGCCAGUCAGCUUUGCAGGCAGAGAUGACUCUCACUUGUGGGCACCACCGAGAGAAAAGCGCCAGCGUGAAAGACAAAGAGAAGUGUCCAGUGCCUGUUGCAUCUGCAGCCAUUGGAAGUGACCAUCCCAGCGCCAAAGCAGACAGUCAUGGCAGUCACCACUUGGCCACGGGUUCCUCAGCUGGCAAACCAAAGAACAAGGAUGAUACGCGUUCCCAGGCAGAUUCCUCUGCUGGUGGCAUAGGUUCUCCUCGGACAGGUCAGGCUGCAGAGAGGAUGACAGAGAGCAGCACGGAUGAGAACCCGCAGGGUGAGAGCUCUCUGCUGCCAGAGGAGCCAGGAGGAGACCUGCCAGAGGAAGAUGCAAGGCACACUGUCUGUACCCUAACAGAAAGUCUGAGAAGAAACCUUUUGAAGUUGUUCAACCCUAAAGAACUUUGCAGAUAUGUCAGUGCUAUAGGACAGUCUUUCCAGCUGGCAGCAGAGCUUAGAGAAUCCAGUGCUUCCAGUCAGGAAGGUGUUGUUUCCACACAGAUCCCUGAGGAGACAGAGAGCUUGCAAAUGCAGGCUGGUUCGUGUCACACAGAAGAGGCAGAUAAAGACUGUCACUGGGAAAGGACUCGGGGCCUGUCUGAGCAAAAUCAGAUGCCAGAUGAAAAUGUCUCAUCCAGGAAUCAAGGUGCCAAUCUUAACAUCUCUAUCCAGAAUAGUGAGAGACGAUGCAUGGAGCCCGAAGCAGGAGAGGAAAGUGACUCCAUGACUUCUGAGACUGCAGGAGCCAUCCCUCCAGCUUCAGAAAUGCUUGCUUCUGAAAAGACAUUGCUAGCAAAAUGUGCAGAUUUACAGACCUGUUCUCGACUCCUUGCUCCUCAGGAUAAGGGAGAAAGUUGUCUUCAACAGGUCACCUGUGAACAAGGAAUUAACAUUGUUAGCACUGAUGACAACGCAAAGAAUGAGGCUUCACCUUUUCCCUUGUGGGACAGGAACUCUGCUUGUGAGCAGCAAGUGUGUUCCUGUGCUGUCCUUCCUCCUGCAGAGCUGCCUAGGGAGCCAGGGGAGGGGGAGCACAGGUAUAGCCUUUACUCACACGACAGCAAUGGCACAGAUGCUCUCUGCAGCCUGUCAUGUGAUGAAUCUCCAUCUGAAGCUAAUCCCAAGGUAGUCCUGGAAUCUGGAGAACCUGGGGGCGAAGGAGAUGCUGAUAUAUCUGCAGUGCAUGACAAGCUGUGGAAACUUCUUAAUGAAGAUGACUCAGACUAUCAAAUCACAUAUGAAAACCAGGGAAUCACAAGUUUAGAAAUUAGGCCAGUCAGUAUCGAAGCCACAGAACUGAACUUGGUACAGGAGCCCUCUUCUGGUCACUCUUUGCCAGUCAACCUGGGAGAAGAGCAGGAACCUAUCACACAACCAGCUACUAGCCGAAGAACGGAGAAAGAAGACUGCAAUGUUUUUAAUGUCCUACUUCAAACAGAUGAGGCAUGCAACAGUGCAUCCACAGGAAACAUUUGUCUUGCACAAGUGGUAGGAACAGAUGGCAUAUGUCUAGAUUCUAGCACUGAAAGUAAAAUGGAAACACCAUCCGUUUGUGUUCCAGCAAAUGGUGCUGUCUUAGAUACAGGGGAGUGCUUGGAGCAGGAGCCAAAUCCCAUAUUAACUGGCAGUGGUGAAUCCAUUCAGGUGCCUGUGGCUGGGGAAGGAAAGCCUGCCAUGAAUAACUCUUCCCAAACAUGUGAUGGAGAUUCUGCUGAAGGACUGAAAGAUGCUCAUAGUGGUAACCCAGCAUGUGACGCAGAAACCCCCCCUUACCAGCCAGCUGUGUCAUCUGGGACAACUGGACAAUUCCUUCAUGCUGAGCACAGCAUGGCCCUGACAGCUGAGUCUGUGAGGUGGGCAGGGUGUCCGUUCAGAGGCUGUUACCCAGCAAGGACACGACUGCCUUGUCUGCCUGAAGAGAAAGGCGUGUUCCCUGCUGACAGUGCCAGUCAGCCUGCACGUGAAGAACACUCUUCUGUUAGCACGACACAGAAAAGUUGUGAAGAGCGUUUACCAGAGAAAGGAAAUCACUCAGCCUUGAGUGCACAAACUGCCACUAGUUCUGACAGCUGCCAUCUUUCACAAAACGACUGGCAGGGUCUCCAAGUUCCUCCCGGUGCGCAGAAACACAGUUAUGAAAUGCAACUGCCUGAUUUAAUUGAGGCUCCUGAGAAGCUACCCCAAACUACAGACCAACUGGCAGAGGUAGCAAAACAAGAAGCAGCACCCUCUCCCUCUUCUGGGCAUCCAUGUCUAAGAGGCUUUUCUGUCGAAGUGCCCAGCUGUGAGCCCUGUAAACCAGGAGAACAGAGUGAAGUCUGCAUGAGGGGUGAAGAGAGGGCUGCCCCUUCCUGUGACUCAGGAGUUAGUCGCAGCUCAGAGAGCCAGGCUGCAGCCUCCCCUCAUAAUAGCUCAGAACAAGAUAUACUUUUUGUUGGCAGUACCUUCAUAUCUGAAGAAGAGUUAAACCCAGACUCUUCAAAACCCCCCACCUCUGCAUCUGACAGCGCAACACCAGUGAGGGCCCUGCUGCCCAGCAAGGCUCAAAGGGCGCACCACAGGGUGGCAAAUGAGGGUUACAGAGAUUACAGCCAGCAGUUAGAGAUCCAACAAGUGACUGCACAGGAAACAGUCUACACACCUAUGAGCCAGGCAGAGGCAGUAGGGUGUGCUGGCACAGGGAGUUGGGUAGAAGCUGAAUCCAGACAAACUGUAGGCAAAGCAGAGGGACAUUUGGGUGUGCUGGAAACUUCCUGCAGAGCUUUGCAGGAGCAGUUCCACAGGGUACUUGAACUAAACAAGAAGGAACCACUCUUUUGUGAAAACAAACAAGAAAUUCAAAGAACUGUGGAGUAUAACCCAGAUAAAGCUGAAAAAAAGGCUCCUGUACAUGCCUUAGUUAGCUCCGAGGCUCAGGGACUGUUCAUGAAUACUAACACUAAGCAGCCCUCUCCUGACUUGAUGUCUUCCAGCAAGCUAACUCAGGUUGAAAAAUUAGUUAAGUCUGCUGAGGAUGAUAAAGAUGAAGAACUCAUGACAUCAGAGACUGUAGUAAGUGGUUUAGUUAAUUUGCCAUCAGCUGAUGCAGUGAGCAACCAACACUUUCAAGAGCAAGCACCCUGCAAAAGAACUCCUUCAUUCUCUUUGGUGUUGACCACACACAAGCCAUUCCCAGUCAGUGUGGAAGGGCUGCAAAAUCAAGAAGGGUCAAAGUCCUACCAGCCAUCACCAACUGCUGCUGAGCCUGAUCCCAUCCCACACAAAGAAGACACAGCAAAGAGUGGGCAUUUCACUGCUGGAGCCAAGAAGAAAUUGCCACCAGCAACACUGUCAAAAAAACCCCGACUAGAGGAAGGAGGAAAUGGCAGCAAGGAUCCCAGCUAUGUUAAAAAGCCUGUGAAGAGUGAGGCAGGCACGAUUCAGAAAGAAGACAGAAAAGAGCAAAGGAAACUCAUUUUGAAAAAGGAUGGCAAAGCUCCCAAGCUGCUGAAGAAGAUCCAGGCAGAGCUGUUCCCUGAUCGCUCUGGAAAUAUCAAGCUCUGCUGUCAAUUUGGUGACAUUCAUGGUGACUCCACCAUUACAUGGACUAAAGAUUCCAAGUUACUAGCUCGGCUGCAGAGAAGUGCCCAGGAUGACUCUCCUGUCUCUUUGGCGAUAGCUAAAGCCAGCAGCAAAGAUCAGGGAAUGUAUUAUUGCUGCUUGAGCAACACCUAUGGGAAGGUGACUGCUGAGUUCAAUCUAACUGCUGAGGUGCUGGAGCAGCUCGCAAGUCUUCAGAACUGUGAAGGUGUGGAAGAAAUUGAAUUCAUGCAGCUAAUGUUCAGAGAAGAUUUCAUCAGGGACAGCUAUUUUGGUGGCAACCUGCAUGGUAUCAUAGCCACAGAAGAGCUUCACUUUGGUGAAGGCAUGCACCGGAAAGCCUUCCGAAGCAAAGUGAUGCAAGGCCUGGUGCCAGUGUUCAGCCCUGGCCACCCCUGUGUGCUCAAAGUGCACAGUGCCAUCACCUAUGGGACCAAGAGCAAGGAUGAUCUAGUUCAGAAAAACUACAAACUGGCACUGCAGGAAUGCUAUGUCCAGAACACUGCGAGAGAGUAUGCAAAGAUAUAUGCAGCUGAAGCUGAACCCCUGGAAGGCUUUGGGGAAGUACCAGAGAUCAUUCCUAUUUUUCUUGUUCAUCGCCCUGCUAAUAACAUCCCCUAUGCGACAGUGGAGGAGGAGCUGGUUGGGGAGUUUGUGAAGUACUCCAUAAGGGAUGGCAAGGAAGUCAACUUCUUGAGAAGAGACUCAGAAGCUGGCCAGAAGUGUUGCACCUUCCAGCACUGGGUGUAUGAGAAGACCAACGGAAGCUUGCUUGUCACUGACCUGCAAGGUGUAGGAAUGAAGUUAACUGACGUUGGCAUAGCAACACUGGCCAAAGGAUACAAAGGUUUUAAAGGCAACUGCUCCAUUUCCUUCAUUGAGCAGUUCAGAGCCCUCCACCAGUGCAAUAAGUACUGUGAGAUGAUGGGGCUGAAAUCUCUCCGAACCGCUCAUCAAAAACAGAGGAAAGUAACAUCCACGAAAAGCAAAAAUCUGCCCAACUCCUCAACAAUAAAGAAAACAGUGCCCAAGAAAGCAAGAGAACCUAGAGACUUCAUUUCUUCAGAGCACUGACUUGCACUGGAGGACACCUAGCAGUGCUGGGCACCAGUGACCUGGUGCAGGGAUAACUUCAGUCUCUUGCCUUAUGACAUUGGUUUGACAUCAUCCCAGUGCUGAUGCCAGGAACAAAGGAGCUGCUUCUAUGGUCUUGGUACCUGAGAUUUAACACUGGGGCAAGGGGUUGAAGACAGACUAAGUCAUCUGCCUGGAGUACCUUACAACCCUUCUGUGUGUUGAUGUCUGCACAUUUUGAGCCUGGGACACUGAUUGCACCACAGGCCACUGGAGAAAUCUUCCUGGCUGUGUC